AUGGCUAAUGUUUUAGAGACUCCGCCAGCAAUCCUUUCUGGGUCUUGUUCGACUAAGCUUGAUUUUGUUUCUUUUGAAAACCCGGAAGAGGUUGAUACUCAUAAUCAUAAUAAAGGUUCGGUCUUUGGUCCGGUUCCGCCUUGUUCAUUGAAAAGAAAGAGGCCACCCAAGAUUGAGAUCCCUAAUGUUUUGCGCGAAAUUGUGGUGGACAAGAAAGAGUCUAGUUGUUUCAGAGGAGGAGGAGGAGGAUCCGCCGCCCCUUCUUUACAAGAUGCGGUUUGCGCCACCGGUUAUGGAGUCGGUGUGUAUUCCCUCAAAGGGAAGAAAAAGUUCAUGGAAGAUGCCCACAAGAUUGUUUCUUGCCCGCUUGACAAAAAAGGAUUUUUUGGGGUGUAUGAUGGACAUGGGGGAAGCAAAGCUGCCGAGUUCGUUGCAGAGAAUUUGCAUUCAAAUAUCUUAGAAGUGCUGAAGAAUUCUUCUGGGAAUGCUCCAAAGGAAGAAGAGAUUAAAGCUGGUUAUCUAAAAACCGACCAAGACUUCUUAAAGCAGGGUGUAGGUAGUGGUGCUUGCUGUGUUACUGCCUUAAUUGAAGGCAAGGAUAUUGUAGUUUCAAAUUUGGGAGAUUGUAGAGCAGUUCUUUGCAGAGGUGGAACAGCUGAGGCUCUUACAAAAGACCACAGGGCAGCGCAAGAGGAUGAACGUAAAAGAAUAGAAGAUAAGGGGGGAUUUGUUCAGAAUCAUCGUGGAGCAUGGAGAGUUCAUGGCAUAUUAGCUGUUUCGAGAAGCAUUGGAGAUGCACAUUUGAAGGAUUGGGUUAUUGCUGAACCAGACACGAAGAUCAUAUCUUUAAGCAAGGACAUGGAAUAUCUUGUUUUAGCAUCUGACGGACUUUGGGAAGAGGUUGGCAAUCAGGAAGCUGCAGAAAUUGUUUCGCGGUCAUGUUCCGGUGAUGAGAAUGGCCUUGUAAUAACUAGGUGUCCUUCCCCAAAGCUGCGGAGAGUUUCACUCAAAUCAAAAAGGGCAAGUAGUCAGUUUUCCAGCUCGAAGCAAAGAGAUGAAAAAUCAAUGGGAACUGAAGUUAACUUUGCGAGUGAAAAUGAUAGUACUCCUCCAUCCAAGGCUCGGCGCAUUUCAUUCAUGAAUCAAUCCAAGGUGAGAAAUACGCUCUCUGACCAAGAAAAUAGCUGUUUUGGAAGAGGAACACCUGGGUCUGGCAGUAGACUGGUUGCUGCUUGUAAGGAGCUUGUGAGCCUUGCUAUGAGUAGGGGUAGUUUGGAUGACAUUACGGUAAUGAUAGUCGAUUUAAACCUCUUCAAAGACUGA
This is a messenger RNA of Oldenlandia corymbosa var. corymbosa, 1323 nucleotides long. The record is from the annotation of a GenBank genome assembly. NCBI's taxonomy places the organism in Eukaryota, Viridiplantae, Streptophyta, Magnoliopsida, Gentianales, Rubiaceae.